Molecule: messenger RNA, 348 nt
Organism: Plasmopara halstedii
Lineage: Eukaryota; Oomycota; Peronosporomycetes; Peronosporales; Peronosporaceae
Exons: 4
Coding region: 1-348 (115 amino acids)
Source: RefSeq, a predicted model, not a curated record
AUGAUUCUCAACCUUAGCAUCCUGAAUGUGCUGCUCUUGCCACCUGUGCUGCUGCUAGUAUCGGGGCUGGCGCUUUUCAACUUUCAAAAUGUGUUCCGCUUUCUUACGUCAGAUCUCAAGCGCUAUAUGACUAUCCCGAUUGUGCAAAGUCUAAAACCCUAUGCUGACAAAUUGCGUUACGCUCUCGAACAUGUGCUGGGCAAAGCGUCUACAUUCAAGUUUAAUGUGUCUCAUGUACUCAUGAUGGCAGUGCUAAUUGUACUGAUUGCUAUCUACAACGCUAUUCAGAAGAAUAAUCGAUUGCAGGAGCAACAGCUUAAACUGCGCCAAAGGAGCAAGCGUGCGUAG